AUGAAGUUGGUGCAGGGCUUGGGGGAAGCCUUGGGUACUGUAAGGUUCAUGAUUACACAGCGUAAUCAGAAGAGCCAAAGUUCGACCAGAGAAACAGCUAGCAAACCUGCUCACAGAAGACACAAGCACCACACCUAUCAUCACAGGCCCUUCCAACCUUUUAGUGUUUCUGUCGGACCAAGAGGCACACAGUUAACAAUCAAAUCAGGAGACAUCACUCUGGAAACAGUGGAUGCACUGGUUAGUGUAGUUGGAGCUGACCUUGACCUGAAAGGGACAGCUGUUGGUGGUGCUAUUCUUAAAAAGUGUCCCACUGCUGGGCAGAAAAUAAAGAGCAUAGUGGAAAAGUGCUUGCAAACAGCAGUGAUGUAUAGAAAAACAUCUAUUGCCUUUCCACCAAUUGGUGCUGGUAGAAAAUUUAAAUUUCCUGAGGAUACAGUCAUCGCAACAAUGAUUGAUACCAUUAAGCAGUUCCUCAGCAGUCAACCACACUACUUUCAGAAUGUCAACAUUGUUGUCUACGACAGAAGCAUGGCAAAGAAGUUUAAAAAUAUUCUGCAACAGACAAUCACAGCUGAUGAUGCAAGUUUACUUGGCGGUGAGAGCACAGGGUCUGUCUGUACUUUGAAGCAGGAAAACAUAUCAAAAGUUCGUAAGGCUGUUGCUCAGAGCUUGAAAGCUCAGUUUCUGUGCCAGGAAACUGUACCCAAUACAGAAACUAUCCGGAAACUCAGCCAGAAAGAUCUCAGUGAAAUAGAAGAUGAAGCCAUCAAAAAUUGUGUUGUUCUUAGGAUGCAAGCAGCUGCAGAUGGGAAACAAUCCCUUGUAUUGAGAGGGCAACCACUCGGGAUGAGCAAGACUAUGACUUUCAUCAAUGACAAGAUGAUGGCACGACUUCAGAAAAUGAAAGAAGAAGGAAACCGUAGACAUCGUAAAUGCACAUUGGAUAAGCAUGAAUUUCCAACAUACUGGAAGGUUGUGAAAGUUGAGCGACUGGAAAAUCCCUUUCUCUGGGACCAGUACAAGCAUCGUCGUGAAAUACUUUAUCUUAGUCAUGGCUGUUCCAACGUCCAGCCAAUAGAGAAAUUGCCUGGCUCACAAAGUCCUGUACUGACAACAGCAAAUUUGACAAGAGGAAGUCCCCUCCGCCGACAAAUUUAUCCAGCUGAGGUUAAUGAACACUACCUUUUCCAUGGAACCAAAAAGGAAUACAUAAAUAAUAUAGUUGCCACUGGACUGGACAGUCGCAUUGCCAAUGAGAAAGCCAUGCUCGGUCAGGGCAUCUAUGCUGCCGAGAGUCCCACCAAAGCAGAUCAGUACACAGAUUCAGCUUUCAGUAUCUUGAUAAGACCCUCAGCGCAGAGGACAAGUGAGAUGCUGUUCAUAUCUGAAGAAAGUCCUUUCAGAGAGACCUAUUGA
This is a messenger RNA of Pomacea canaliculata, 1419 nucleotides long. RefSeq lists its product as uncharacterized. Gene Ontology annotation, molecular function: NAD+ poly-ADP-ribosyltransferase activity; transcription corepressor activity. The transcript has 10 exons. Gene Ontology annotation, biological process: negative regulation of gene expression. Bases 1 to 1419 code for a protein of 472 amino acids. The record is from RefSeq and is a predicted model, not a curated record. Lineage: Eukaryota; Metazoa; Mollusca; Gastropoda; Architaenioglossa; Ampullariidae. Gene Ontology annotation, cellular component: nucleus; cytoplasm.